UUUAAUAGAACUCAAAAAAUCAAAAUUGCUUCCAUUUCGCCUCUGCUAGCAAUUCAGUCUUCACAGCUCAACUCUAGUAAUCAACACAAAAAAAGUUUCAAUUUUGGCAUCAAAUUCGCAUACCCAUUUGACUUUUCUUCUCCAUUUCCCCUUCCAUUCUCCGCAUUUUCAAGAUCCAUUCAGCUCACGAUCUCUACUGUGAAGGAAACAAGGGCUACUGCUUCAAAAUCAAAGUGGGUUUUUGCUUUGUGUUUCACCACCCCAUCAAUUCAAAACUCGGAAAUAGCACAGUUGCUGAAUUUGGUAGCAGUUCAGUGUACUUGUAGCUUUAUUCACCAUGGAAGAAGAGAAUGCCAUAGAUCUUCUCCAGAGAUACCGAAGGGACAGGCGAGUACUUCUCGAUUUUAUGCUUUCCGGGAGCUUAAUCAAGAAAGUGGUAAUGCCACCUGGUGCAGUUACUCUGGAUGAUGUGGAUCUAGAUCAAGUUAGUGUUGAUUAUGUGGUCAAUUGUGCCAAAAAGAGUGUAACGCUUGAGCUUUCGGAAGCAAUUAGAGAUUAUCAUGAUCAUACUGGGUUACCCCAAAUGAGUGACACAGGUUCAGUUGGUGAAUUUUAUUUGGUCACUGAUCCUGAGUCUUCAGGUUCACCUCCUAAAAGGGCACCGCCACCUGUUCCAAUCUCUGCUGCGCCUCCUGUUGCUGUCUCCACUCCACCACCUGCUUAUCCAACAUCUCCAAUUGCUUCUAGUGUAUCAAGAUCAGAGUCUUUUAACUCCACACAAGAAAAGGAGCUAACGGUGGAUGACAUUGAUGACUUUGAGGAUGAUGACAAUGCUGCGAUGGUUGAUAGUCUCAGGGCUAAAAGGACUCUAAACGAUGCUUCUGAUCUUGCUGUAAAAUUGCCUUCUUUUUCCACAGGGAUCACAGAUGAUGAUCUCCGUGAAACUGCAUAUGAGAUCCUCUUGGCUUGUGCUGGAGCCACAGGGGGUCUGAUUGUCCCAUCUAAAGAAAAAAAGAAAGAAAAAAAAUCCAGUUUGAUUAGGAAGCUUGGGCGCAGCAAAAGUGGAAGUGUUGUAUCCCAGUCUCAAAAUGCUCCUGGAUUAGUUGGCUUGUUGGAAACCAUGCGUGUUCAAUUGGAGAUAUCAGAGUCAAUGGAUAUUCGAACAAAACAAGGGUUGCUAAAUGCUCUUGCAGGAAAGAUGGGGAAAAGGAUGGAUACUCUUUUGAUUCCGUUGGAGUUGCUUUGCUGUAUUUCACGCACAGAAUUUUCUGAUAAGAAGGCUUUUAUACGUUGGCAGAAGAGGCAGUUAAAAGUUUUGGAGGAGGGUCUUAUUAACCACCCUGUCACUGGAUUUGGUGAAUCUGUGCGCAAGUCAAACGAAUUGAGGAUUCUUUUGGCAAAGAUUGAGGAAUCUGAGUUUCUUCCUUCUUCAGCUGGUGAAAUUCAAAGGGCAGAAUGCUUGAGGUCUCUUAGGGAGAUUGCCAUUCCACUUGCUGAGAGGCCAGCUCGGGGUGACUUGACUGGUGAAAUAUGCCAUUGGGCAGAUGGUUACCACUUAAAUGUCAGACUAUAUGAGAAAUUACUUUUAAGUGUAUUUGACAUGCUAGAUGAGGGAAAAUUGACAGAGGAAGUGGAAGAAAUUCUUGAACUUUUGAAAUCGACUUGGCGAGUUUUAGGAAUCACAGAGACAAUCCAUCAUGCAUGCUAUGCAUGGGUAUUAUUUCGUCAGUAUGUUAUCACAAGGGAGCAAGGGAUUUUACUGCAUGCAAUUGAGCAAUUAAAUAAAACACCACUGAUGGAACAACGAGGCCAACAGGAGAGAUUGCACCUUAAAAGUUUGCAUUCCAAGGUUGAUGGUGAACGAGAGAUGUCUUUCUUACAGUCUUUCUUAACACCAAUUCAGAGAUGGGCUGACAAGCAGCUCGGAGAUUACCAUCUGCAUUUCAGUGAGGGUUCAGCAAAUAUGGAAAAGAUUGUUGCAGUUGCAAUGAUUACCAGGAGGCUUCUACUGGAAGAACCCGAAACUACCGUGCAGUCAUUGCCAAUUAGUGAUCGAGAUCAGAUAGAGAUAUAUAUAACAUCAUCAAUUAAGAAUGUAUUUUCAAGGACACUGCAAGUUGUUGAAAGAAUAGAUAUGUCACAUGAGCAUCCCUUGGCCUUGCUUGCAGAAGAACUCAAGAAGCUCCUGAAAAAAGAUUCGGUAACUUUCAUGCCUGUUUUAUCUCAGAGACAUCCUCAAGCAACUGUUGUAUCUGCAUCAUUAGUUCACAAACUUUAUGGGCACAGACUGAAACCCUUUCUGGAUGGUGCAGAACAUUUAACCGAGGAUGUCAUUUCAGUAUUCCCAGCUGCUGAAAGUCUAGAGCAGUUCAUAAUGGCGCUUAUUAUUUCUGUAUCUCAAGAAGAAAAUGCUGAGAUCUUGUUGAAGAAAUUGAAUCUCUACCAGAUUGAGACAAAAUCUGGAACAUUGGUGCUACGCUGGGUCAAUUCGCAGCUUGGAAGAAUUUUAGGUUGGGUAGAGCGGGUUAUUCAACAGGAGCACUGGGACCCAAUAUCUCCUCAACAGCGGCAUGCUGGUUCUAUUGUGGAAGUUUACAGAAUUGUCGAAGAGACGGUUGAUCAAUUUUUUGGUCUGAAAGUUCCAAUGAGGUUUACAGAAUUGAAUAGCUUGCUCCGUGGCAUCGACAAUGCUCUCCAAGUGUAUGGAAAUCUUGUUGUUAAUGACUUGGCAAGCAAGGAGGACUUAAUACCACCAGUGCCUGUUCUCACGCGAUACAGAAAGGAAGCUGGAAUAAAAGCUUUUGUGAAGAAGGAACUAUUUGAUGCUCGGGUGCCUGAGCCUGAUGAAACAAAGCCCAGUGAAAUUAGUGUCCUAACAACUCCAACACUUUGUGUUCAAUUAAAUACUUUAUAUUAUGCGGUUAGUCAUCUGAAUAAACUGGAAGAUAACAUUUGGGAGCAAUGGACAAGCAAGAGGUCCCAGGAAAAACUCAUAAAGAAAUCUGUUGAUGAGAAGUCCAAAAAGGAUACCUUUGAUGGAAGUAGAAAAGUUAUAAAUGCGGCUAUGGACCGCAUUUGUGAGUACACUGGAACUAAAAUAAUCUUCUGCGAUCUAAGAGUACCAUUUAUGGACAACUUAUAUAAAUCCAGCGUCUUAGGAGCCAGGGUGGAUGUACUUAUAGAACCGCUUGAUAUGGAACUCAGCCAACUUUGUGAUAUUGUUGUGGAGCCCCUCAGGGAUCGAAUCGUGACAAGUCUUCUUCAAGCAUCAUUGGAUGGCUUACUCCGCGUUAUCUUAGAUGGGGGUCCAUCAAGAAUUUUCUUUCCUGGUGAUGCAAAAUUACUAGAGGAAGAUCUGGAGGUCCUUAAGGAAUUCUUUAUCUCUGGAGGUGAUGGGCUUCCUCGGGGUGUCGUCGAAAAUCAGGUUGCACGUGUGCGACAUGUGAUCAAGUUGCAUGGCUACGAGACUCGAGAGCUGAUAGAAGACCUGAGAUCUGCUAGUGGCCUGGAAAUGCAUGGUGGCAAAAGCAAACUAGGAGCUGAUUCCAAAACUCUGUUGAGAAUAUUAUGCCAUAGGAGUGACUCAGAAGCCUCUCAAUUUCUGAAGAAACAAUACAAAAUGCCCAAAUCUUCUGCAUAAGGGGAAUGUGUACAACAAAAGGAGCAACAAAAUUUUCAUUGACGCUAGCUUUCUGUGAAUAUUCACUGCUGCCAUUGUUUGCAAUCAUUUUUGGUAUUUUCAAAAUAGGUAAUUUGCUGUAUAAAUAGGUGCUAGAGCUAGUCUUUUUAUCUAACUCCAAUGUGAUUGAUCUUCAUUUGUAAAAUUUCCUUCCUUUGAAUGCUUUAAGAAUUCAAUUAAUGAAGCUGCAAUUCAUUUCUA
This is a messenger RNA of Lotus japonicus, 3880 nucleotides long. Its product is annotated as protein unc-13 homolog. The coding region runs from base 338 to 3640 and encodes 1100 amino acids. The transcript has 27 exons. NCBI's taxonomy places the organism in Eukaryota, Viridiplantae, Streptophyta, Magnoliopsida, Fabales, Fabaceae. The record is from RefSeq and is a predicted model, not a curated record.